GUGACACUUGAUAACACUGUACUUUGGUACCGUACACUGAAGUAGGAAACCUAAUAGGUCUAUGGUACCGUACUAGAUAGGUUUUGUAGCAGGUACUUAUUUUGGUACCUAAAUUUGUGAUUACGAGGCGGAGAGUCUUACAGUAAUUUAUGUAAUGGCGUGUAAUACUUGUGCGAAACCUUUCAAUUUACUGCGGAAAGAAAAGGGAUGUCCAGGUUGUGGAUUUAGUUAUUGUUCAAAAUGUCUUGACCACAAAAUGUUUUUGGAGAAACUGAAUGCUGAAGCAAAGGUAUGUGUACAAUGUAAAAAAAAAUCUAAUUAUGAUAAAAAAAUAGAGCCUCCAUCUGCUUACUUCAAAUUAGCUACCGUUCAACCACCAGAUCCAAAUGAUAGCAAUACAAACUAUGCUGGAGCAUGCUCAAAAGACAAUGAGAUUUUAAAACGAUUACAGAACCUAAAGCAAGAACAAGUUCACAAGAAAGUUUCCACAGAUGACGAGAUUGCUCAGAGGCUUAAAAAUAUAAAAGGUGAACUUCCAUCAGCAAGUGUCAGUGAAAUUGAAGCACGACUGGCUAAUUUAAGAGGUGUACCUGUACAAUCACAUAGUAAGCCCAUAUUACCCACUCCAGAUUUAAGAACGGAACAGGAGCAGGCAGAUGAUUUGAUGAAACAGUAUUUGGAGCAAGUUAAUAUAGACACAAAAUAUAAAGAUGAUUUUAAUGAUAUAAUAGACAGUAUUGAAUCUAGAGUGCAAAAAUUGAAAUCAUCAAGUACCGAGAUAUCAGAAGAUAAAAGUAAAUUAUUGUCAAAUAAUAAUACAGAAUUAGAUGAAGAAGAAACAGUGAAUAAAAUAAUUGAAAAGGUAAUUAUGAUUAGGAUGGAGGUUUACUUCUAGGUACUCUGCAGGUCAACUACACCAUAGGCGGGUAAAUAACCAUAAGCCAUAACUCUUUACACAGAUAGCAAUAUUAUCAUUUUCUUAUAAUAUUCAAAGUAUUUAUUUGGGCUAUUUUUCUCUCUGCCUUUAAUUUGUUAAGUGCACUAUCAGGCUCAUCAUACUAUUUCACCUGCUGCAAUAUUAU
This is a messenger RNA of Bombyx mandarina (wild silkworm), 1082 nucleotides long. Its product is annotated as abscission/NoCut checkpoint regulator. Lineage: Eukaryota; Metazoa; Arthropoda; Insecta; Lepidoptera; Bombycidae. Gene Ontology annotation, cellular component: cleavage furrow; centrosome; midbody. Gene Ontology annotation, biological process: abscission; mitotic cytokinesis checkpoint signaling. Gene Ontology annotation, molecular function: phosphatidylinositol-3-phosphate binding; metal ion binding. The record is from RefSeq and is a predicted model, not a curated record.